Molecule: messenger RNA, 552 nt
Organism: Trypanosoma grayi
Lineage: Eukaryota; Euglenozoa; Kinetoplastea; Trypanosomatida; Trypanosomatidae
Product: small GTP-binding protein
Exons: 1
Coding region: 1-552 (183 amino acids)
Molecular function (GO): GTPase activity; GTP binding
Source: RefSeq, a predicted model, not a curated record
AUGGUAUACCUGCGUCUUCAGCUAGCCGUCGUUGGUGCGCCUACUGUCGGUAAGUCUUCAUUUGUGCAGAUGAUACACAGCAAUGGCGUGAACUUCCCUAAGAAUUACUUAAUGACGAUGGGGUGUGAUUUUGUCGUGAAGGAGGUGCCAGUGGACGACGAAAGCACUGUGGAGAUGCUCAUCUAUGACGUUGCUGGCCAGAAGGAGUAUGAAGCAAUGGUGCCCACUUAUUUGGAGCAUGCCGCGGCCUUCAUCCUCAUGUAUGACACGUCCAACAAGGUUACGUUCGAGGCGUGCACGCGGUGGCUGAAUGUGUUGAAACUAGCGAACAAGGGCAUGAUCGGCUUCCUUGUUGCCAACAAGACGGACCUCGCGGACAAGGCGGAGGUGACGGAUCGCCAGGGGAAGGAUCUUGCUAGUGCGAACCAAAUGAAGUUCUACAAGUGCUCAACAUUGCGCGGUGUUGGCAUCCGCGAGCCCAUUGAGGACAUCGCGAAGCUGUACCUUGACGCGUACCACAAACGUAUCGAGCAACUCUCCCAAAUGAAGUGA